Paramecium sonneborni is the source of this 2923-nucleotide messenger RNA. The record is from the annotation of a GenBank genome assembly. Lineage: Eukaryota; Ciliophora; Oligohymenophorea; Peniculida; Parameciidae.
AUGAAUUAAUAAGACUCUCUUAAAUAACCUCUAAUAUAAGAAUAGGAAUCAAAAACUAUAAUCUUAGGUGAUUGUUCAUUUACAGAAAUGAAUAUGGAUUAAAUUGUUAAUGAUAGUGCUUUUGAAUGGGGUUCUAUGUCAUUUUUAGAAGAAGAUAAUUAAGUAAAGGUAAUACCAUUUGUUACUAAUGAAACUAUAUUUUAUAGAAGGACAUUAGAAAAAAAUAAUAAAAAACUUAAUUUUUUUGAAAAGUGUUUCAAAAGUAAGAAAUCUAUAAAUAAAGUGACAAUGGCUUAAGUCAUUGAUUUAAGAUAAAAAGAUAUUUUUAAAGAUUAUGCUUAUGAAACCAAAAAAACUGGAUUCUUUAAAAGAACUUCUUUUUGUUUUGGGUAAUUAAAUGUACUUGAACCAGAUUCUCAGUUCUACAUAUAUUGGUAGGUUCUAAAUAGCAUUUUAGUAGUUAUUUUCUUCUUUUAAAUUCCAUUUAUGCUUGCCUAUCAACCUCUUAUAGAUGAAAGACUUGCAUACCAUUUCAAAUUCCAUGCAGAAUUAUCAUUGUAUAUAGGAAUUUCUAUUUUUGUCUUGGAUAUUAUUGGGUCUUUCAAUAUAGCUUUUUAUAAAUAAGGAUAGCUUAUAAAUGGAAGAAAAUAGAUUGCCAUUAAUUAUUUAAAGACUUAUUUCUUAUUAGAUUUAAUACCUCUUUUAUGUUUAAUAGAGUUUAGAUUAUUAUUAUUUAAUGAAAGACAAUUAGGAUUUGAACAAUUUUUAUUCCUUUUAAAAAGUUAUGAGGUUAAUAAAACUAGUAAUAUGAUAAAAGAAUAUUUGUAACUUGAACCUUCAAAAUUAGCAAAGUAUCGUCUACUUACUGUAAUGUUGACAAUAAUAUGGUUAUGUCAUUUAUUUGCUUGUUUAUUCUUUUUUGUUGGAAGAAGACAAAAAUAUGGAAAUCCAUCAUGGUUAAAUAGUUGCAAUGUAGUUAUAAUGAAUGGAGGAUAUGAAGAUAUGCCAAUCUUUGAAUUGCAUUUAUAUUCAUUUUAUUGGGCUGUAACAACAAUGAUAACAGUAGGAUAUGGUGAUGUAACUCCGAUGAAUUUUUGGGAAGUUUUUGUAACAGUCAUAACUUAACUAAUCUCUUGUAUUGUUUUUGCCUAUUCUGUCAAUGCUAUUUGGGAAAUGAUUUAUUCCCAAAAUGAAAGUAAAUAAAAAUUUUAGUAUAUUAUUAUUUAUUUCAUUAUAGAAAAUAUGUUAAUGCCAUCUAAAGAUUCAUGGUUGAACAUAAUGUUGAUAGAAAAUUAAAAGCUCGAAUUGAAGCUUAUUUGUUUCAUCUUUGGUAAACUGAAAAGGCCAGAGAUUAUGAAUUAGAAAAAGCUAUGAUUCUCAAAUUAGCACCUGCCUUAAGAGAAGAGUUGAUUUACUAAACAUUAGGAAAAAUGUUAAAACACAAUAAUUCCUUUUCCUGUUUUUCAUAAGAUUUUCUUAUGUAAUUAGCAUAAGAAAUUUAAUAACAAUAUUAUUCCUAAGAAGAAAAUAUUUUCCUUGAAAGAGAAGAAAUCGAUGAUUUCCCAUUAUAUUUUCUAGAUAAAGGAUAAGUAGAAAUCUUUCUUGACAGCGAAAAAAGAAUCAAAUUACAUAUCAUAAAAUCUGGUAUUUUUGGAAUAAUUGGAUUUAUAACAGGACAUAAAAGGACUGCAUCUGCACGUUGUUUGACUUAUUCAGUGAUUUACAAACUAUCUAGAAUAUAAUUUAUUAAUUUAUUAGAUAAAUAUGAACAAGAUAGACAAAAAUUCUAUGAAAUACGUCACAAUGUAUUUUUCAAUAACAAUUAUGAGAAUUUAAAGUUAAGAUGCUAUAUUUGUGAAAGUAGAAGUCAUCUAGCAAUUAACUGUAAAAGAACAUUAUAUCUUCCAAUAAAAAAUGAAAUAAUUUAAUCUUAUUACAAUGUUAAAAAUAAUAGAGAAUCAAGUUUUAAAAGAAGAAUAGUUAAAUAAUAAUUUAAAGCUUUGUCUCAUAUACGAGAAGUUUAAUUGAAUGCAUUGGCUAUAAAAAAGUACUUUUAGAUAACAACAUUUAAUUUGGAUUCAAAUGAUGAGGAUGAUGAAUAUAGUUCUGAUGUAGAUGAUUAUGAAGAAGAAAUAGAAAAUAUAAAAAAGAUAGUUGAAUAAGAGAAAGAAAGAGCAUAAUUAAAAAAGAGAGGAUAAUGGUUGGCUGAUGAUAAUUAUGAGAUGAAAAUAGAUGAAAAUAAAGAUAGUCUAAGUAAUGAAUAAUCAGAUUUGUAAAAGUCUUAAAUAAAUAUAAAGAAUUCUGAAGAGGAAUAGAAUAAAGUGAAAAAAAAAAAGAAAUUUUAGAGUUUUGUAAAGUUACAAUUACCAAAGAAAGUGAGAACUUCAUCAAUGUCUAGUUUAACUCCGAUUAAAGAAUAAAUAAAAAAGGUUGGAAAAGGAUAAAGCAAUCUAUCUCCAAACAUUGCUUAAGUUUAAAGAAGGAAAAGCAAAUUAAUAUAAGGAUAAGAAAGUAAUGAUAAAUAAAUUGAUAAAAUGUUAUCUCCUGAGAAAUUAAUUAACAAUGAUGAUAAGAAAUAAGAAUUAUUGAGAAAAAUGAAAUUUCUUUAAAUAGCUUAACCAAGAAAUAAAGAAGUCCAAUUGAUUAUCGAUGAAUUGAGGUAACUUUACCAAAACUUAAAUUUAGGAACUAUAUCUCUAAUAGUUAAAGUUAUAAUCAGCAAUCUAAAGUUGAAAAUGAAUCCGAUCCUAAUGCUAAUGCUACUUCAGAUCUUGAUAGUUCAUUUAGUAUUGAUCAUUUGGCCAAUUACGAGUGUUUCUUUUAAGAAGAGAACCCUGACAAAGUGAUACGUAAAUAUAAGAGAAUCUUUAAGGAAAAAGUUAAAUAGAGAAGAACAACCUUAAUUAGAUAUUAGGAUGAUUGA